AUGCCCCGAGACAACAUGGCCUCCCUGAUCCAACGGAUCGCCCGCCAGGCGUGCCUCACCUUCCGGGGCGGUUCCCUGCUGAAGAGCGGCACCUCCAUCCCGCUGCACGACCACCCGGGCAUGCACGGCAUCCUCAAGGUGCUCUACGGCACCGUGCGCAUCAGCUGCAUGGACAAGCUGGAGGUGGGCAGCGGGCAACGGCCGCGGGCCCCGCCACCAGAGCAGCAGUUCGAGCCGCCUCUGCAGCCGCGGGAGCGGGACGCGCUGAGGCCGGGUGUGCUGCGCUCGCGGGCGGAGUACACGGCGGCCAGCGGCCCCUGCGUCCUCACGCCACAUCGGGACAACCUGCACCAGAUCGACGCUGUGGAGGGGCCCGCCGCCUUCCUGGACAUCCUGGCCCCGCCCUACGACCCCGACGACGGCCGGGACUGUCACUAUUACCGGGUGCUGGAGCCUGUCAGGGCCAGGGAGGCCUCCGGCUCGGCCUGUGACCUGCCCCGAGAGGUGUGGCUCCUGGAGACCCCGCAGGCCGAUGACUUUUGGUGCGAGGGAGAGCCCUAUCCAGGUCCCAAGGUCUUCCCUUGA
This is a messenger RNA of Lipotes vexillifer (Yangtze River dolphin), 585 nucleotides long. RefSeq names its product 2-aminoethanethiol dioxygenase (gene ADO). Bases 1 to 585 code for a protein of 194 amino acids. The record is from RefSeq and is a predicted model, not a curated record. The transcript is spliced from 2 exons. Gene Ontology annotation, molecular function: oxidoreductase activity, acting on single donors with incorporation of molecular oxygen, incorporation of two atoms of oxygen. NCBI's taxonomy places the organism in Eukaryota, Metazoa, Chordata, Mammalia, Artiodactyla, Lipotidae. Gene Ontology annotation, cellular component: mitochondrion.